Dichomitus squalens LYAD-421 SS1 is the source of this 1041-nucleotide messenger RNA. RefSeq lists its product as uncharacterized. Bases 1 to 1041 code for a protein of 346 amino acids. Gene Ontology annotation, molecular function: hydrolase activity, acting on ester bonds. The record is from RefSeq and is a predicted model, not a curated record. NCBI's taxonomy places the organism in Eukaryota, Fungi, Basidiomycota, Agaricomycetes, Polyporales, Polyporaceae. The transcript is spliced from 7 exons.
AUGCUCAGCCAUCUCGCUCUGCUGCUGCUAUCCGUAUCCGUGCAUGCUCUUCGGACACCUCAGGAAUGGCGAACCUCUCAACACAUUCUGAGUCCAUCUCGCCCUGACGACAAUGACGGCAUCCAUCUCGCCGUAUCACCCAACUGUGGGCCUCUGUCGGGCAAUGCAGUCGAUGUCAACGCAGGAGUAGACCUGAAGAGAAUUAAGACUAUCGUCGCAUUCGGGGACUCGUAUACCGAUGGAGGUCGCGACGACGGUGGACCCCUUUCUCCUGCGGUUGUCGUCCCUCCCGAUGCGGAGGCAGGUGGGAGGUCUACGAACGGCAAGGUCUGGGUCGAGCAUCUGGCGGACGACUAUGGGGCUACGCUGAUGGACUACGCGCAAUCCGGGGCGUGUACGGAUCUCAGCCUGUGGCCGAGUGCGAUCAAGAAAGUCGAUUUCCUGGGACAAAUGGUGACAUUCCUGAACCAGUCAAACACUCUCAAUCCCGAGUCUACGUUAUACGCUGUGUUCUUCGGUAUAAACGACUUUGGAGAUUCGAAGACCGACGGUGAAGCGAACCUGCAAGCUGCCGCGCAAGUGAUCCUCUCCCAACUCCGCAUCCUCGCCUCCCCGCCUACAAACGCGCGCUCCUUCCUCCUCGCUGACGUCUAUGGCCUCGGCACGCAUACCCCGGCAGGGGACGCGAUGGUGCAGACGAUGUUCUCUGGGCUAUAUGACCUCUCGCGUGGAAUCAAUUCGACGGGGCACGGCGAAGGGAUCGACGGGAAGCCUCCAGGACCGGCGUUGAAGGUGGCGUUCGCGGGAUUCAGCCGGAUCUGGGACGGGGUGUUGGGCGCGGACCCGGGAUACGAGGCGUUUGGGUACGUGAGCACGGACGCGUGCAUAGUCGAUUGCUCGAUCGUGUUCUGCUCGACGGACGGGAUGUGCGAUGACCCGGACCACUAUUUCUAUUAUAUCCCGAGUCAUCCUUCGAAGGAGGGCAUGAGGAUCAUGGCGGACUACGUGGAGCAGGUGCUCGAGCGGUGCAUCGAGCAAUAG